AUGGAUAACAAACAGAUGCCAGGUCAAGGAGUAAUGGAUAGGUUUCCUGAUGAUAUAAUAGCUCAGAUUUUGAUCAGGUUACCUGUCAAAUCAAUUCACCGUUUCAAAUGCGUUUCGAAAGUCUGGAAUUCCAUCAUCAAGAAUGGUCGUUUUGUAUCUUCGUAUAUCUCACUUCAUGGGCCUUCAUGGGUUAUUUUGGUUCGUAUGGUUCGAGUAGACACCAAGUCAAAUGCAAGGGUAACUCAGUUUGAUCUCCAAUACCCCCCGGAAGUGAGCUUCUUCCAAAUUGCUCCUUAUCAAAUGGCUGAUGAACCAUUUCUGGAAUCUGUAGAUGGAAAGCACCCAACCAACCCGCUCACUGGUGAGUGGGUCCCAAUUCCGAAGCCUCCUUAUGCCGUUUUGCACGGGGGUGCUGUUGGGUUUAUUUCUCAGGUUGACUCAACUGGGAUUUUUGAGAGGUUUCUAGUUGUUGAAUAUCACCACUUAAUGGGUCAAAUGUUGCUACUUUAA
Molecule: messenger RNA, 510 nt
Organism: Spinacia oleracea (spinach)
Lineage: Eukaryota; Viridiplantae; Streptophyta; Magnoliopsida; Caryophyllales; Amaranthaceae
Product: putative F-box protein At1g53370
Exons: 2
Coding region: 1-510 (169 amino acids)
Molecular function (GO): protein binding
Source: RefSeq, a predicted model, not a curated record